Messenger RNA from Soboliphyme baturini, 503 nucleotides. NCBI's taxonomy places the organism in Eukaryota, Metazoa, Nematoda, Enoplea, Dioctophymatida, Soboliphymatidae. The record is from the annotation of a GenBank genome assembly.
AUGGGCCCCGGUCCCGGUCCCGGUUCUGGUUCCGGUUCCGGUUCCGGUCUGAAAGACCGGUGUUCACUGCCGUCGGACAGGCUGCGCUCGGCAAUGGAAAGUCGGCCGUCGUCAGCUCUGGACAAGCGUGACGCCGCCGCCGUUACGGCCAUCGCCGCGGCCAUCAGUGAGCCCGCCGAAGUGAAAGUACUGGCUGCAAGACCUGACGCUGCCACCGUCGUCACUUUCACUUGUCAUCGUCGUCUUCACCGUCGUCACACGUUCUCUCGCCCAAUGGACACGGCGAUGACAGCGGCGGCAGCGGCAACGGCAACGGAGACCGGCCGAGGGACAGACGCCGCCGCCGACCUCCUCGAAGACCCGGCGUCAGUGGCCUCCUCCAGCACUGAAGGUAAGCACACAGCUUGUUGCGUUGUUUUCCCUCCUGACGUUCUUUCCGCAUUCACUCGCUCCUCAUACACUCGGCUUCCGUCUUACUUACGGCUGAGCGUUGCGUCCUAACA